UUGCUUCUCCAACUUCCAUCCCCACUACCAAAAACACAACACACUUGUAACCCCAUGGCGGCACCACCACCACCACCACCACCCAACAGCCGAUCCCCUAUGCGUGUUCUAAUCCGACCACCAUCUUCCUCCACUCACCACCACCACCAACCACCACCGUCUCUGCCACCACUCCCACCACCACCACCACCACCACAACCAACCCAAACCCACCAAAACGGCGUCGUUGUGGUGGGCUUCAUCGGCCGACAAAAAGCCCAUGUGGGUCAAUUAAUAAACAGGGUCAUAGAUACAAAUGUGUUCGGUUCAGGGGAUGCUGACGUGGCAUUUGUGAUUAAUGAUGAGAUUAAAGAUUGGUUUAAUGAAAGGGAAAUUAGUUAUUAUUAUGAUGAGUUAAAAGGGGUUUUGUAUUUGGGGUUUUGUGAAAUUCCUAAUGAUAAUUAUGAUGAUGGGGUUUUGGAAUUUGGAAGUGGGUUCGAUUCGGUUUUCGAAAAACGAGACUUUGGUUAUCUUCAAGGAAUGUUUUUUAUGUUUUCUGUUUGCCACGUGGUCAUUUUUAUGCAGGAGGGUUCACACUUCGAUAUCCAAAUUUUGAAAAAAUUUAGAGUCUUACAAGGUGCUAAAAAUGCAAUGUUUCCAUUUAUUAAAACACAAACACUGCAUCCAACAACAUCAAGAUCACACACAUCACCUUCUUCACGAAAUUCAUCAGGACUAAAAAACCGUUCUCCUGGUAAAAAUGGCCCACCCACUAGUCGCAAUAAUUCGUCAGCUACAUCAAUGUCAGGUUUUAGUUCAAAUCCAUCUUUGUUUCCUGGACAGUAUACUCCCGUUAUACUUUUUGUUUUUAUUGAUGAUAUUUCUGACCCGGGUUCUAACCAAGAUGAACCAGCAGAGUCUACAUCAUCUAAUCAGUCUUCAGCUUCAAAUAGUUUAAAAGGGUCGGGUUCAAUAGUUGUGUUAUCACGCCCUGCGACAAAAUCCGAAGGUGGUUUCAAGAAGAAAUUGCAAUCAUCCCUUGAGGCACAGAUUCGAUUUUCACUUAAAAAGUGUCGGGUACUUUCGGGAUCCGAAACGGGUCCUCCGGGGUCAAGAAGUGGAUCUGUAUCAAAUCCGGCUCCUUUGUUUUCACUUGAUGCAUCUAAAGCUGUUUUGAUUGUUGACCGGAAGUCAAACCAGAUGGGUGAAUCAUUGGAGUUUGCUACUAGCAUUGUGGAGAACAUUCUUAAUGGUAUCUCGACUUCAGAUUCUCUUCUACUUGAAAGUCACAGUCUGAGUUCAAAUAAAGAAGAUAUCCUUUCCAUAAAAGAGUUUAUUUCCAAACAAUGUGAUUUUUUUAGAGGUCGGGGGAGUAUGGUUUCAACUGCAAGCAAUGUCUCAGCCGGUGGUGUUGGUAUGGUGGCGGUUGCAGCCGCUGCAGCUGCCGCCAGUGUAGCUUCUGGGAAGCCUUCGGCAACUCCUGAACUUCCAAGUCUUGAUUUGUGGCUGACUUCUAGUCAAACUAUUUUAUAUGGGCUUCUUUGUGCUAAACCUGGGCUCAUAUCGGAACCUGAACCAGAACAAUUCAAAAGAAGAUCUCGACAACGAAAUAAUAUUGCACCAGCAGUUGAAGGCAGUGAUCCACUAGAACUUGCAGCGACGUAUCUGGAUAGCAGCAGAGGACUCAACACAAAAUUUUCAAUCUUGUGGUGCCAAAGAGCGUUACCUGUUGCUAAAGAUGUUUACUUGAGUGAUUUACCAACAUGUUACCAGACAUCACAGCAUGAGGCCCACUUGGUGAAAGCAUUGACUUCUUUUAAGUCAAUGGUCAAAGGGCCAGCUGUGCAAGAUUAUUUGAAAAAAUUGGAGGACGAGUGCACGUCUAUCUGGAUAUCCGGUAGGCAACUUUGUGAUGCUGUCAGUUUGACUGGAAGGCCAUGCAUCCAUCAAAGGCAUGAAUCGGAAACUGAUAUUAAACAGCAUUCUAGUGGUUUUGUAUUCCUUCAUGCAUGUGCUUGUGGUCGAUCUAGGAAAUUACGGGAAGACCCUUUCGAUUUUGAAGCUGCUAAUGUGACUUUUAACUGUUACCCAGAGUGUGACAAACUCCUUCCCACCCUCAAUUUACUAAAAAGUAAUACAACCGGGCCGAUUCAAUCAUCAUCUUGGAGUCUGGUUCGACUCGGAGGGUCAAGAUACUAUCAGCCUUCUAAAGGUCUACUUCAAAGUGGGUUUUCAUCUGCUGAAAAGUUUCUUCUUAAAUGGAAAUUUUAUCUUGAAAAACAGAAGGAACCUUCUUGUUUACCACCAAGUCUUGCGCAUGGUUAUUCUAUGAACGGGUCGAGUAACGAUUCACAGGUCGAAGCUGUUUCAGAUGUAAAACUAAAUAAAGCUGGAAAUGGGGUGGAAACUCAAAGUAAAGCUAAUAAUGUUGAUGAAAGUAAUAGUAAUUCUACUAGAGUUCUUCCCAGUUUUACUAUGAAAAAACAGUUCUCGGAGGUUGUUGCUGGAUCAGCAGCUACUCGAUCAGGGUUCCCGCCUCUUCAAUCGAAGCUAAAGCCUUCAUUGGGUUCAGUUAAUGCUACUGUGGUCAAAACAUUUGACACCAAUGCUAGUCAGGGAUCUAAAGAAGUUGAAAAUAUAUCUUCUGCUCAUGAUACUAUGGAUGGAAUUGGUAAUGGGAAUGGUAACCCUUUUCUGCAAAUGGCUAAUACUGGUAAUGUAAUAUCCAAGAACGGUAGGGAACAUUCUUCAAACCAGGUGGUGGUGUAUACCGGAUUUGAGCAUGAAUGUCCACGUGGACACCGAUUCAUAUUGACACCUGAACAUCUCAAGGGACUCGGUCCAAUCUAUGCAUUGGAUGAAGAAUCUCAUAAUUCAUCUGUUGAAAUUCUUGACUAUAAAGGGGUAGAUUUAUCAAAGAUGGGGAAGCAUGGUGGACAUGGGAAAGUCAACCGCCAUUCAAAUCGGAUGGUCAGAAAUCAGGGAAGGUCAAAAGAGGUAUCAGCUAAUGGUAGUCAAGGACCGGAUGGAAUCUUACAUCUUUCUCGAUCACGAAAAGAACAAAAUGGUGUUGUUAAGAGUGAUCAUGUGAAUAACAUUGAAGGAAGUCUUCAGUCAACGACUCUUGAUGACGAUGGAAAUUGCUUUUUUGCUCUAAUUAAUAGAAAUAUACCGCUGUACUUGAAUUGUCCACAUUGCCAGGUUCAUAAGAAUAAGAAUGAUCAGCCAAAUGUUCAAUUUGCUGGCACGACAUCACAGCUCCAAAGAAUUUUCCUGGUCACACCGUCUUUCCCUGUUGUCUUGGCUACAUGUCCUGUUAUUCAAUUUGAGGUGUCAUGUCCACUUCCAUCUGUCCCCGACAGGGAACAGAAAUUGCAAUUCAGCAUUGGUAGUCCUGUAGUUCUACCACCCGAGAGUUUUGUCUCACUUAGACUGCCAUUUGUAUAUGGGGUGGAACUGGAGGAUGGAAGCGUGUAUCCCUUAAAGCCUUUUGAAAGUCAACCAGAGUUAACUGCGUGGAUCACCAAAGGCACUAGUUUGCAGGUCUUGUCGAAGGGAAGCAAGCUUGAAGUGAUGUAACUUCUGGAACCAAAGGAAAACAUCUUGCAUUACUUGCUGCAAUAGUAAGAUUUCUGUGUGCAGUUUUGCCUGGUUCCAGGAUUCCAGGUGGCCUCCAAGGAAGGCUGGUGUUUUGUGGUAUUCUUGGACAUGAUCAUGCUUAAUUGUCAGUGUGUACAAAACCAGCAUAAGAGGUACAUAUUGCCUAUGGAUGCAUUGGCAGCAUUGCGUACUUGCUCCGUCAUCUGCUAUAAUCAAUCGCUUGUGUUUAAAGCUUAAAUGGAGGAAACAACUACAGAAGGAUCUUGCAUGUCCUCAAUGAUUGUGCAGAACCAUACAAGGAACCACGGGCAGCAGGGAUGGUUAUUGGGUGUUGAAAUGCUGGUUGUUCAGACUAUGGCUAUGAGACCUAUGACGCUUUAUUCUUCAACUUUAUCAAGUGAUCCUGGUUAGUUUUGCCUGAAUGCUUGUACCUUGUAUAUGUGCCUUAAUCCUCUAGGAGUGUAUAUCGACAGGUGAACUCGGAACUUAUUGUUACUAAAACCUUAAAUUCAAAAUAAUGAGAAUGUAUUUCAACCUUUUAUGUCCA
Messenger RNA from Erigeron canadensis, 4126 nucleotides. RefSeq lists its product as uncharacterized. NCBI's taxonomy places the organism in Eukaryota, Viridiplantae, Streptophyta, Magnoliopsida, Asterales, Asteraceae. Gene Ontology annotation, biological process: nuclear-transcribed mRNA catabolic process, nonsense-mediated decay. The coding region runs from base 55 to 3558 and encodes 1167 amino acids. The transcript is spliced from 6 exons. The record is from RefSeq and is a predicted model, not a curated record.